Molecule: messenger RNA, 1208 nt
Organism: Salvelinus sp. IW2-2015
Lineage: Eukaryota; Metazoa; Chordata; Actinopteri; Salmoniformes; Salmonidae
Source: RefSeq, a predicted model, not a curated record
GAGAGCCUUUUCCUUUCAUCUCCGUGGAUAUGAACCUCAAGUGGAUCUUGUUGUCUCAGAUUCCUAGUGGAUUUCCCUGUAAUUCCUCCCUGGAUCUAAACAGCUGUUGAAGUCGUGAAGACCAAACCGUGCCUUCUCUUCAUUGAAGCUUCAACAUGGGCCCUUGACUGGGUUCCCUGGCUGGAUUUUUAUUUUAUCUCUAUUUCACCAGGCGGUCCCAUUGAGAUCAAAAGACUUCUUUUUCAAGGGAGACCUGGCCAUUAAGGAUGGUGCUAUGUUGCGCCCCCACUGAUCACCACCACUGCGUGCUCUACAGUGAAGAUUCCUCCAUGUGCUGUCUAUACUGACAUCCCUACUCAUGGAUAGCCGCUGGCAGGCCUAGCUGGAGAACAAACAACAUCUGGGCGUAGGGAGAGAGAAGAGGGACAAGGUUCAGCAGACACAUAACCAGAUGGUGUCACUCCAACAACACUACUCCAGCAUGGAGGAGAUGGUGAGGACCCUGCUACAGAACCAGGACACACUGGAGGACCCCAGCGUGGAUCCAUUAGACCUCAGGAAGGCCUACAAGGACAAACUCCUGGAGGAGAUGUGGAAACAGCAGGACAGUCUGGAGGGCCCACUGCCCCCCUCGAAAGAAAGGAGGCCCAACUCUCCAGGAGCUGUCAGUAGUGGACACGAGGAGGACUACGACGAGACUAAGCCCAUUCUAGAGCGUCUGCGGGCCCUUGAGGUGGAGAACUCUGCCUUGACAAAGGAGAACGACAACCAGAGGAGGCAGUAUGAACGCUGUCUGGAUGAGGUGGCCAAUCAGGUGGUUCAAGCUCUCCUCACUCAAAAGGACCUGAAGGAGGAGUGUGUGAAGCUGAGGACACGCGUGUUUGACUUGGAGCAGCAGAACCGCAUACUGAGCGUUCUGUUCCAGCAGCGGGUCAAAACAUCCACCAACCCUAUCUCUCAGGUAGGCUGGCUUGGCAUAGACUGGAUAAAGACAAAUAUUGACCAGUUAUAAGCAUGCUAUAAUCGCAUUUGAGCAGAUUCAUGGGUUUAUAAUAACAUUACAAGUUGAUGACCUUGAACGUGUAGUCUAGAAUUGGUAAAUACAUUUUUUGACUAGUCAUUUUGACUUUAAAGUAAUGAUAUAUAGCCACUGGUUAUUGAAGACUAUGACUUACAAAAGUCUCAUGAGCUUAGUUCUACUGUCUUAC